Molecule: messenger RNA, 1296 nt
Organism: Carica papaya (papaya)
Lineage: Eukaryota; Viridiplantae; Streptophyta; Magnoliopsida; Brassicales; Caricaceae
Product: Protein kinase superfamily protein
Biological process (GO): protein phosphorylation
Cellular component (GO): plasma membrane
Molecular function (GO): protein kinase activity; ATP binding
Source: RefSeq, a predicted model, not a curated record
CGGGGGCGGCCAACCGCAAAGCCAAACGUAGCCAUAGAAUUCCAACUCUCUUACCAAAUCUAAACACAUUUUUUCAAACCUAAGCUCUCUUUCCUCUUUACUUUUCUCUUCAUCUUCUUCCCAUAUUUAAUCUCUUUCAUAUAUAUAUAAAUAUAUAUAUAUAAACCCAAUUCAACAUUCAACUUUAUGGACCAAACAACACGACUCCUCUUCAUUUUCUUCUUCUCUUUCCACAACAACACUUUGCGUACCGCCCAAGAUUACACGAGAAAUGGAUGAAAAGAUCGCUUAUGAUUUCGUCUUGGCUUUUCUUUCAAUAACUUCAGUUGUUCUUGGUAUUGUUCUUGUGAUCGUUUGCAGGAAAAGAAAACCAGUGUUAAUGGAAUCAGAAGAGAGUAGACUGGUUCCCAUCAAGCUCUCUGCCCGGACAUAUCCAUUGACUGACAUAGAUGCAGCAACAGACGGCUUCAACAAUCUAAGAAUUAUCGGUAGAGGCAGGUUAGGGAUUGUUUAUGCAGCCACUUUGCCCACAUCGGAGCUUGUUGCAGUCAAAAGAAUACACCCGGGUCUUGUUUUGAGCAAUGCUGGAUUUGGGUUUUCUUCUGUGAUAAAAACUCUAUCUUUAGCUCAACACCAGAACAUAGUUCCAAUUUUAGGGUUUUCACAGGCUCCUGGUGAGAGAAUCAUUGUGAUGGAGCUUGUGGGCAUGGUGAGUUUGGAUUUCUAUUUGCAUGAAAACCCAGAUGGAGUAACACUUCUUGAUUGGAGUCAGAGGUUGAAGAUUGCAGCUGGAGUAGCCAAAGGUCUUGAAUACUUGCAUGAAGAGAUGAAGCCAAGCAUUGUUCAUGGGUGUGUCAAGGUUUCAAAUAUAAUAUUAGAUGUAAAAUUCUGUCCAAAGAUUUGCGAUUAUGGGUUAGGGUUUUUGGCACCAAAGAAAGAGAUGGCAAGAGGAGUUGUUGGGUAUGUUGACGAAGAGUAUUGGGUUGAUCAAGAACAACAAAGUGGCGGUUCAAAGGAAAGUGAUGUUUAUGGGUUUGGUGUAGUUUUGUUGGAGAUUUUAAGUGGGAGGAGAAGUGAAGAAGGGUUGCUUGUUAAAUGGGCAUUGCCUUUGAUUAAACAAAUGAGAUUGAACGAAGUUUUGGAUCCAAGACUCGUGAUUCCUUCCAAUACAAACCCACUUGUUAGAUUGGCAAAAGUUGCUUCAGCUUGUGUCGGGAAUUCUAGAAAGUGCAGGCCUAAUAUUUCUCAAGUGGCAUCAAUUUUGAACAACUUGGAGAUUUGAAUUAAGCAUAUCUU